Schistosoma rodhaini is the source of this 3588-nucleotide messenger RNA. Lineage: Eukaryota; Metazoa; Platyhelminthes; Trematoda; Strigeidida; Schistosomatidae. The record is from the annotation of a GenBank genome assembly.
UAAAUAAAUAAAUAAAUAAAUAGAUAACUAGUAGAUAAGCAUUUCAAAUUGAAUAUUAAAUAAUGAAAAUUGAACUUUGAUUGUUACUAAUGUAAUUCAUGAAAUAUGCCUGGAACAGAAUUCAAAUUGAAAUCAUGUAAUGAAAUGCAUUAUGAUCAAUAUCAUCAAUUGUUAAAUGUUGAAAGAGAAUUGCCAGAAAAUUCAAAUUCACAAGAAUUAUCAAUAUUCAGUGACAAAACAGAUAUUGUGCCAAAUAAUGGUAACAAUAAUAGUGGUAAACGUUUUCUUCAAAACAAUUGGUUGAAGCUAAUCAUACUACUAUUAAUUUCUAUUUGCAUUAUAUUUCCAACAAUUUAUUUUCUAUGUUACACUUUCAUUAAUUAUUUUGGCAUUUUUGAUGAACCAAAUAAUGAAGAAUAUCAAAAUGUUAUAAAUUUUUUAAAAUUCAAAUUUAAUUCAAUUUAUGCAUUUAAUUCAUUCAUUAAAACAAAUAAAUCAUUGAAUAAUAAUAAUAAUAAUAGUAAUAGUAAUAAUAAUAAUAAUAAUAAUGGUAGUAAUGAUAAUAAUGAUAAUAAUGGAACAUUAUUUGAACCACUUAAAAUGAAUUACUUAUGGAGCUUAAAUUUAUAUAUACCCAAUAAAAAAGAACGAUCAAAUUAUUUCAAUUCAUUAUUACGUAAUAAUAAUAAUAGUAAUAGUAAUCAUAGUAAUAAUAAUAGUAAUGGUAAUAAUAAUAAUAAUGGAUCUGGUCCAUUCGAACGAUAUGGUAUAGCAAUUAUAUUAUUUGGUUCAUAUAAAAUACCUAAAAUUAAAGAAUAUUUAAUUGGUCCAUUAAAACAACCAAAAUUAAUAAAACUUUUAAAUAUUUAUCCAUAUCAGAAAAGACCAUUAACAAAUAUUGAAUAUAAAAUGGUAUUAGAUUAUUUAACUAUACAAACUAAUCGUAUGAAUCAUAUUAUAAAAGAAACAUAUUCAGCAAGUUAUUUUAUGUAUAAACCAUUACAUAAUUAUUGGUUAUAUAAAUAUAAUAAUACAUGGUUUGAUCAAUUUAAUGAAAGGAAUUCAUUAUGUCAAAAGUCAAUUCAUAAUAAUAAUGAUAAUAUUAAUAAAGGAAGACCAAAUUGUUUAAUUCCUAUAUUUGCUUCACCAAUGAUUACAACAGAAGCACCUGAAAGACGUCGUAUUUGGAUAAGAUUAUGUAGACAAGUAACUCCAUUUAUACAAUAUCCUGUAGAUAUUCAAUUUCAUAUCGAUCAAACAUCAUUGGAUCCAGAUGAGUGGGAAUUAUUGGGUAUUUGGUUUCAAGGUCAGAUGUUCACAUCAAUUGAAGAACUUUUAAGUAAAUAUCAUUCUGGUGAAUUUAAAGUGAUCAAGCAUCCGUUUAUAAAUAUGUAUCAUAACCAGUUAAAGCCGGGACCCAAUCAACAAUCCACAACACAUAUAAAUGAAUUCAUGAAAAGUAAUUCUGAAACAGCUAAUCGUAAAAGCAAUUUAAUUCAUGUAAACAGACGUCGAAUUCAAUAUGACAGAUGGGAUUUUCAUGUAACUGUUAGAAGAGAUACAGGACUUAGAGUAUUUAAUGUAUAUUUUGCAAAUGUUAGCUUGAUAUCUGAAGCUGGUUUAGAGGAAACAGUCACUUCAUAUUGGGGUAAAUCUCCAUUUAUGCAAGCAAUGACAUCAUUGGAAUCAAUGUUUGGAAUAGGUGGUAUGACUUCAGAAUUAAGUCCAGGUUUAGAUUGUCCUAAAAAUGCUAUCUACUUACCAGUAAGAUUAAUUGAUUCAGGUGAAACUGGUCCUAAAUUAAUAAAAAAUGGUAUUUGUUUAUUUGAAUGGAAAACUAAUCCUUAUCAUGGUCCAAUUAGACGACAUUUUGAAUUUCAUAUUAAUGAUUAUUUUGAUGAAAAGAAUGAUGUAAAAUACACAAAUUUUGGUCAUGGUAUAACAAGUAAUUCAUUAAUUGUACGCACUAUAUCAACAUUAUUUAAUUAUGAUUAUAUAUUUGAUAUCAUUUUCUAUUCAUCUGGUGUGAUUGAAUUUUCAGUAACACCAACUGGUUACAUUCAUGUUGAUGUAGAAUUAGAUCCUUUUCAAUAUAAUUUCAAAUAUGGUUUCCCAGCUGUAAUCAAUCCAAUCUAUAUGGUUAUUCAUCAUCAUUUAUUUCAUUUUAAAAUUGAUAUAGACAUUGUAAAUAAAGAGAAUUUUAUUAAAAUAGUUAAAAUUCAUGGAUCAUUAACAGAAGAUCAAAUGAAAUUUGAUCCAUUACAACAAAUAACUAAUCGAUCAAAUGGAUUAAAUGAAUCAGAACUAUUAUGGUUAUCUAUAGAUAUUCCUAAAACUGAAAUGGAAUCAAGAUUUUCAACAAAAUUUGAAUUUCCUAAACAAUAUUUAAUUUGUUCAACAAAUUCGAAUAAGAAUGGUUUGUUUAAUAAAACAAAUCAAUAUUAUAGAAAUGAUAAAUGUUUAGUUAUUGUUAAUAAAGGUCAAGUUAAAACAAUUUUCAGUGAUCAAUAUACAAAAUCUUUUGCUUGGUCCAGACAUCAACUUUAUGUUACUCAGCAACAUGAUAAUGAAUCAUUUGCAUCAUCAAUUUUCAAUGGAGUUGAUUUGAAUUCACCAGUUGUUGAUUUUACAAAAUUCAGUUCAAAUAAUGAAUCAAUAUUCAAUGAGGAUCUUGUUUUGUGGAUAACUGUUGGUAAUUAUCAUUUGCCAAGACAUGAAGAUCUACCAAAUACAGCUACUAGUGGUGGUCCAUUAUCCAUAUUUAUAAUGCCACACAAUUUAUUCACUUAUAGUCCGGAUGCUUACGGUUGUAAUCGAUUUUAUACUGAAUCGUUGAAUGAGUGGAUUACAGGACCACAAAUAAAAGAAGAAUGUCAAAUGGAACCAAUUCCAAUGUUAUAAUAUAUCAAAAGAUUAGCGCAUUAUUUCAUCUCGAAUAAAUGUCAUUCUAGAAAAAACAGUUUCGAUGGUAACAUCUGUAAAUACAUAUAUUGCAUAAUAAGUAACUAAAUUCAGUACUCAUCAUUGAUAUAUUCCCAUAAGUUAUACAGUAUACUAUGUAUUACAUUAGAUCAUAUUAUUACACUUUAAUAUCUCUUGUGUAUAGAAUUAUGGGGAUGUAUGUAUAGAUUAUUGAUGGAAAUUUGUGUACGCUGUGCUGGUACGUUUCAUUGUGAAUGGAGAUCAUAUAGAAAACUAAUAAAAUCCAAAGAGCAGUAAAUAGUGUUUUUGUCAUAGUUUGGUACUGCUUACACUUCAACAAUCCUUCCUAAUGUAAUUUUGAUGAUGAAAAUAAUCUUCAAAGUAUUGAAAAACUUCAUGGAAUUCUAGUCCCAUUCUCAUCAAUGACUAACUUCGAAGUAGAUUAUACGAACAUACAGUGGGAAGCUAUGUUAUGUAUAGUUGAAAAAGUUAGAAUUAAAAAACUCACAGAUGACACUGGAUACUGACCACACUGGUCAGGUAGUCUUAUUAUUUUACAUUUCAUCAUCAAUUGGUAGUAAAAAAAUACUCAGGAAUCUCUUUAAAGUAAUAAGCCAUAAUAUACUAGAAUCGGAUACAGUACUAUUGACUAAUGGUGGAUUGUUU